Molecule: messenger RNA, 2845 nt
Organism: Pristis pectinata (smalltooth sawfish)
Lineage: Eukaryota; Metazoa; Chordata; Chondrichthyes; Rhinopristiformes; Pristidae
Gene: slc30a6
Product: solute carrier family 30 member 6
Exons: 15
Coding region: 1-1605 (534 amino acids)
Biological process (GO): monoatomic cation transport; transmembrane transport
Cellular component (GO): membrane
Molecular function (GO): monoatomic cation transmembrane transporter activity
Source: RefSeq, a predicted model, not a curated record
AUGGCGGAAGACACGUCGCGGUACCUGAGCGGGGAUUAUUAUCCCCGCAAGUUCGGGCCCAAGCCCGAUGUGGUGCCCUCGGGGGUGACCGAGAGGAAGGUAUCCCCGUUCGGCAUCGGGCUGGACAAACCGGACAUGGUGGCGGUGGAUGUGGUGAACGUGAAGGAGGAAGAAGUGCACAGAAGAAGACUAGAUACGAGUACUUAUCUUUUGGGAACCAUUCAUCCAUUCCGCAAAACCCACAGGUCUCUAGGUGGAAAGUUUACACAGGAGUUUCUGCUGGUUGCAGCUGACAGGCGGUCCUGGAAAAUCUUGCUGUUUGGAUUACUGAACUUGGUUUGCACUGGCUUUCUCCUGAUGUGGUGCAGUUCCACAAAUAGUAUGGCUUUGACUGCCUAUACAUACCUUACCAUCUUUGAUCUUUUCAGUUUGGUAACUUGCUUGAUAAGUUUCUGGGUGACCUUGAAGAAGCCUAGUCCAGGAUAUUCUUUUGGGUUUGAGAGGUUUGAAGUAUUAGCAGUGUUCGCUGCCACCGUCCUGGCACAGCUCGGGGCUCUCUUUAUACUCAAAGAAAGUGUAGAACGAUUUCUUGAACAGCCUGAGAUUCAUACGGGACGUCUCCUUGUUGGCACCUUUGUGGCCCUUUUCUUCAAUUUACUUACCAUGCUGUCUUUGAAGAACAAGUCGUUAGCUUAUGUCUCUGAAGCUGCCAGUACAAGUUGGCUCCAGGAACAUGUUGCUGAUCUAAGCCGAAGCUUAUGUGGAAUAAUUCCUAGUUUAAGCAGCAUUUUGCUUCCUCGUAUGAACCCAUUUGUCCUAAUUGACCUUGCAGGAGCAUUGGCGCUCUGCAUCACCUACAUGUUGAUUGAAAUAAAUAAUUAUUUUGCAGUGGAUACAGCUUCAGCUAUAGCUAUUGCAGUUAUGACAUUUGGCACCAUGUAUCCUAUGAGUGUCUACAGUGGAAAGGUGCUACUUCAGACAACACCUUCGCAUGUGAUUGGACAGUUGGACAAGCUUUUAAGAGAGGUCUCCACUCUGGAUGGCGUUCUUGAAGUACGGAAUGAACAUUUUUGGACACUAGGAUUUGGAACUCUGGUUGGCUCUGUACAUGUACGGAUCAGGAGAGAUGCAAACGAACAAUUGGUGCUGGCUCACGUGACCAAUCGCCUAUCUGCUCUUGUUAAAACCUUAACAGUUCAGAUUUUUAAAGAUGAUUGGGUUAGACCAUCAUUAGUUACAGCAUCAAUCCCAAGCAACAUAUUGAAUCCACUGGACAAUACUAAUAUUGCACCAAUUUCAGCUGUCAAGCCCCUAGAUGACAUGAACCCCAUCACCUCCACACCAGCAAAACCAGCCACCCCACCUCCUGAAUUCUCCUUCAACACACCAGGCAAGAACAUCAACCCAGUUAUCCUUCCUACUGCUCCAUCAACUCGACCUUAUGGCUUAGGACUCGGUUAUGGAGUUGCUCCAUAUGGAAGUGCUUUUAACCAUGGUAUUGGAAGACCUGGAACUGGAAUGACGCAGGGAUUCAGAUCUGGAUUCAUUAAUAUUCCGAACAAAUACACAACAGGUACUCAAGGACAUGUCAAGCAGUUCAGAUAAUGGGUGUAGCACUGUGCUACAUGAUGUGAAGACAUGUUACAACAGAUUUCUACAAGUUGAUUCCUCUUAAAAAGAGCAGCUGAAUAAAAUAUUUCAACUGUGGAGAAUGUAAUUUGGCGCUGUUACCUCAAUUUUGUUUUUUUUAAAUUUUAUGUACAUGCCCCUUAAAUUGUAUGUCCUUUUCAAAGUGUUUGGCUAAAACAAACAAAACAUUUGGCUAAGUUUAGUUUUUGGCUAGGCAGGUCAAAGGACCUGCUCAUAUGCUUUAUAACUGACCACGCUGUGUACAAUAUCACUGCACUGACAAAUCAAGAGGCUUCCUCUUUUGCUGUUGCCCAACAAACCAUCUGAUGGUCUGGCUGAGACCUGAAAUCCUGCCAUUUUUGGGAACAAUAGUGUACAGAGAGACACUGAAUGAAAAAUUUUUGGGAUAAUUUCUUUUUUUGGGUGACCUCAGCAAGUCACCCCAAAACCUUUGGUUACAAACACUACACUUGUUCAGUUGAAAUUGUAAGUUUUCCUGCUUGCAUAUGAAUUUCACAGAGAAUACUAUAACUGGUACUCCAAGAUUGACAUGGAUAUCACCAAUGAAGACUUCAGCAUGGCCAUAGCUAUGAUCUAUUAAAUCUCAAUUAAUUUUUGGCAAAUUACUUUUUACCCUCUGAAUCUUUUUUUAAGCAAAGGGUAUGAUCGUUGAUAUCAGUGUUAAGAAGCUUCAAAAUUAUGUUAUCUUGGAGACACUGCAGCCUUCCACAAGCUUAAGCAGACCGACUUUUUAUGGGAAGCCUGGUCUAUUUAGCUGUUUCUGAACCCAGGGUAUCCGUGCAUUGUGUACAGUAAUCCUUCAGGUAUUCAGCUAUAAUUAGUCAUGUCUGAUUAUGCUAUCUGGUUGAAUCCAUUAUGGACUGGGUUGCCACUGUAAAUAUAACCUGGAUAAAAGUCUGACUUCUAUGUUAUGAGAAAUGAACUGUACAGGUUGAUACUUCUUGUUCAGAGGUUUUCAAGAAAAAUAUGUGAAAAAACUUUAUUUAAAAUACUAAAAUAUGUCUAUAAAUGUGUGCUGUAGUUUGUACUAUAGGUAUAAGUUUGAUAUAUUUGGCAUCAAUGUACAUAACCCAGAUUUUUGAAAACAAAGUGGAUCAAUUAUGACAGAAGCAAAUUCAGCCUGUUUUGAAUAUGUUAAAGAUAAUGCGUUUUGUUUUACUUAACAGUUAUAUUGACCAAUAAAGUGAGAACCAAA